CACUACGGUGAGACAAAAAGAUCAGAUAUACCAGCAGGCUGUCAGUGGAAAAUUUACAAGCCAGUCAACAAGACACGAAGACGAUAACGUGGGAGCGAAAAUGAUUUUCAUCUGUAUGAUCAUCGCAGCUCUGGUGACAACAGCCAUGGCAAAAGGGGCUAGAGAAUGCAGCUUAUCUGAAACUACUGGAGCUCAGAAGUGUUACGGAGCACUCGCUGAGCCGCUGAUUUUUCACUUGCCCAGUGGUGAAAAUACAAAGAUGAUGCUGAUAAAGAAUAACAAACACAGAAUUUUGAAAAUCCUCAACAAUACAGUAGCAUCUAUAGAUAAGGAAUACAUUAAUUCUGCAUUCUUCAGUGGUGGAAUAUUUCAGAUUGACAAGGCAACGAAAGAAGACUCUGGAGAUUACCUGUUGGAAACAUACGCAGCUACUAAUGGUGUACUGCUGCAUAAAAUCAAAAUGCAUCUACAAGUACAAGUUCCAGUGUCAACGCCAGCGGUGUCUCAGAUGUGUUUGUCACCAGAGCAGAUGAACAUCAGCUGCUCCUCUGAGGGAGAUGAAGUAGAAUUCAUUUUGACUUUGGACAGUUAUCCACUGAUACAGACCAGAGCCCACAGCCAGUCACAGCCAAACCGGACAGCUGUCUCACAAUCACUGACUGGGGAAGCAGCUGAAGAAGACAAAUCCAGUGAUUCGAAUGUUAACAUCAGCUUAUACGGUCAGCUGACUGGAAACUUGAUGUGUCAAGUUAGGAAUAAUGUCAGCAGGGAUAAAACAGUUCUCCAGCUGACGAACUGUAAAGCUUCAGUUUCUCACUUCUCUCAUGUGGCUGUGGCUGUGAUCGCAAGUGCUGCCAUUCUCCUUCUCCUCCUGGCUUUGUUACUUGGUGUCAAACAUUUAUAUAAGAAAACAAGAUCCGUGCGUGUUAAUAAAGAUAACGCUGAAGAUGAAGUUGUCUACUCAGAUGUCAGAGUGAUGAAGCAGACAAGGAAACCAAGAGCUAACUGGCAUCAAAAUGCAACUUAAUUUUCUCCUUAAACAUUAUUCAUUAUCAACAUUAGUCUGAAGCCUAACCUUAACCCUGCCUACAAAAAGAUAUCAGGUCAUUGAUUUUGUGCCUUUAACAAAUAAGUUAAACUUUAACCUGACACAUGGAAACACCACAGUUUUGGUUCAUGUUCAACACAGUCAGCAGUUUUGAAAAACUACAUCCCGGAUGUUAUCUGUAUUUGUAUCCAGAAUGAUCCCACUGUUAUUAACUGACCUACAGCUGUGUGGGGUUUCACUGGGUGAUUGUGAUAUUUGACAAAAUACCUGCAGUAUAUUGAAAAGUAGACUAAAAAAAUGUAACACUGCCUUUUGUGUUUUCAUUUUCAUUGUCUUUCUUUGUAAUAAUGUGACACUGUAAAGUAUCAACAUACUUCAUACACAGUAAACCAUUAUCUCUAAACUGAGUGAAGUGUAAAGUUGGUUAAAAACCUUUAAUGU
Epinephelus moara (kelp grouper) is the source of this 1489-nucleotide messenger RNA. RefSeq lists its product as uncharacterized. The record is from RefSeq and is a predicted model, not a curated record. Bases 101 to 1027 code for a protein of 308 amino acids. The transcript has 7 exons. Lineage: Eukaryota; Metazoa; Chordata; Actinopteri; Perciformes; Serranidae.